AUGAAAUUCACCACUACUACCAUCUUGGCUACCAUCUUGGCUCCCACUGCCUUUGCGAGCAAUGUUAGCUGCGUCUACCAGCAGGGUACUAAGGGGGAUCAUAUUGUUGGGCUUAAGGGUGCCGUUCAGGCAUAUGGCGGGCAAUAUCGUGUCUCUGGCAGGAGCGGCUCCACCUUUGCAACCUAUGGAAGCGCAAAACUGACGCUACGCCGUACCGGUGAUCACCCCUCGGUGAACAGCUAUACCGACGCUGCCACUGUCGCCAAUAAAAUCCAAGAAAUCAUCGACUGUUGCUACAACCACGGAUACACCGAGUGUGUUGGAAACGGUGACAUCACGUCCUUUUCUGAUGGCGGCCCUAUCAACGUGAACGUUGCCCAUAACUAG
This is a messenger RNA of Nannizzia gypsea CBS 118893, 387 nucleotides long. RefSeq lists its product as hypothetical. The record is from RefSeq and is a predicted model, not a curated record. NCBI's taxonomy places the organism in Eukaryota, Fungi, Ascomycota, Eurotiomycetes, Onygenales, Arthrodermataceae. The coding region runs from base 1 to 387 and encodes 128 amino acids. The transcript has a single exon.